This is a messenger RNA of Bradysia coprophila, 6187 nucleotides long. RefSeq names its product missing-in-metastasis (gene mim). The record is from RefSeq and is a predicted model, not a curated record. Gene Ontology annotation, biological process: plasma membrane organization; cell projection assembly. Gene Ontology annotation, molecular function: phospholipid binding; actin binding. Gene Ontology annotation, cellular component: actin cytoskeleton; cytoplasmic side of plasma membrane. NCBI's taxonomy places the organism in Eukaryota, Metazoa, Arthropoda, Insecta, Diptera, Sciaridae.
UAGUAGAGAAGUUUCGAUCGAAUGCGGGUCGAAAGUAAAAAUGUCGCGUCGAUUUUUUGGAAUUUAAAUUGUGAAUAUUUUGAGUGAUAAAGUUAAGUGAAUGGUGAAAAUUAAGUAAAAUAAAUCAACAGUGAAUAGUGUGGUAAUUCACAAAAUUGGAAUUAAUAAGAUUUUCAGUGAAAGAACCAUCGGACAAUUUUCUGUUUUCACAGCAGACAUCGCCGAUACAAACGGUUGUAACUAAUACACUGUACAUAGUGCAUAGAUUUAUAUUAUAAAAACCGAUUUACACCAAUGAAUUAUAAACAGUUGCAAAACAAUGCAACAUUAUUAAUAAACUUAUUGUGUAAGCUGAUUUAUUGACACUUCUUGAUAUAUAUAGUGAAGUGUUCACACAUUUUUUUAACAAAAACAUUUUCGAUAUAAAAGUGAUAGUGAAACAAAAAACAAAACAAUAUCUCUCAAAAUGGAUAUCAGUCUGGAACGUGACGGAAACGCCAUUGGCAGUUUAUUUCAACAAAUUAUUAAUGAUAUGAAGAACUCUAGUCCGUUAUGGGAAGAUUUUAUGGCAAAAGCAAGCAAAUUACAUGCCUGUUUACGCGCUACCAUACAGGCAAUAGCGGCCUAUUUGGAUGCUUUCCAGAAAAUCGCAGACGCUGCUACAAAUUCAAGAGGUGCAACAAAAGAAAUAGGUACUGCACUGACACGAGUCUGUUUGCGUCACAAAGCGGUUGAAACACGAAUGAAAUCAUUUACCACGGCUAUUAUGGACUGUUUAAUUAUUCCAUUACAAGAUAAAUUAGAAGACUGGAAACGUCAAGCAGCCGUCCUAGAUAAAGAUCAUGCCAAAGAAUAUAAACGUUGUCGGACUGAAUUGAAAAAGCGGUCAAGCGACACAUUACGUUUACAGAAGAAAGCUCGUAAAGGUCAAACCGAAUCGAUACAAUCACUCGUCGAAACAUCGAUGCACGACAUAAAUCAAAAAAGAGCUGAAUUGGAAGAUGUUGAACGGAAAUCGUUGCGAGCGGCCAUGGUUGAAGAGCGAAUUCGUUACUGUACAUUCGUAAAUCUGUUGCAGCCAGUUGUUAAGGAAGAAUGCGAAGUUAUGUACGAAUUGGGUCAUUUGCAAGAGGCAAUGGACUCAAUUGCUAUUGUUACGAAGGAUCCAACCGUGUUGCCGCAAUCAUCGGAAGAAUUAAUAUUGGAAUCGAAAACAUCGAUGAGUUUAUAUCCAGAGUCGCCGGGCGGUUCGCAUGGUUGUUCCAAUUCGUUAGGUUCGAGAAAAAGUUCGGUGUGUUCAAUAAGUUCAAUGAAUAGUAGCGGAUCCAGUGGAUCGCCAGGACAUCAAUACCAAAGAUCUCUUUCACAGUUAAUCUCACCGGCAUUGCGAUUAAAACCAGGUGAAUCAAGUGAUAGCGGAUUUUGUUCGUCUUCUGCACUUACAUCACAGACAUCGACAACGUCUACAAAUCCAUCACAUGCCGUAUCAACAUGGCCACCACAUUCCCAAGACGCAGCUGCAGCUGCCGACCGUCCUCACACUAUAUCAACAGCAUACGAAAAAGGUCAUCAACGUCCUGCCUUAACAGUAUACACCUUCCAAAGUCCAGAAGUGAAUUCGGAAACGCAAAAAUCACCAGCCAAUAUAUUGUGUCGACCCCCGUUGCCAAUCAGAUGUUCGUCGUUGGAACGACCAUUAUCAUCGUCUACUGGUGCCAGAAACACAAAUGUACAAACACCUCGACAAUGUCCUUCACCACUCCCUGCCCACAUUACUAAAGAGCAUCCAAUCCUGCAACCGACUUAUGUUAACAUGUCUGAAUUGGCGUCCAUGGCCGCCUCUAAAAUAACUAACAACACAGCCAACCAACAAAACUCACUGCCACUUCAACAACAACACCAAUCACAACAACAAACAUCACAACCACAACAUCAACAAAUAAACUCACCAGUACUAUCAACCGCAUCGUCCCUUGUAUCAUCCGAUUCGUCGGCAACGAAUCAUCAUUCGUCACCGGAUGUGUCAACGGACACAGCCACACCACAAAACUAUUCCCCACAAACUAACGAAAGCUUACCGCAAACACCUACGGUGAUCGGUUCUCAAAUUGGUGGCAGCGGUGAUGACUAUUCCGAUAGCGUAACAACUAACGAUCAUACUAACAACGAAUCGGCCGGGGAUAAUGAUUUCAAGAGUAUCGGUUCCGUUUUAGAAAAACUUUCGUUGUUUGAGAGGCUUGAACAGAAACAGAUCUUAAAUAAUAAUGUGGCACCGUCGACUAUCCGGGUCGAGGGGAUCUUUAAUCGGAAAAAUGAAGAAAUAUACAAAGCGGUUGGAUUGGCCGAUAAGGAUGCAGACCAAAUCUACGAAGAUUCGAUUCAAGAGCUGAACAAUCUGAUUGGCGAACUUGAUUCCUUUCAAAAAGAGCACGAACUAAAGAGUCAAAACCAUAGCCAGACAAAUCAUAUCAACGACAAAGAUUUCGAUGCUUUCGAUAAAAUAUCGGUGGCAAGCUCAAACAUCGGUAGCAUUGGAUAUUCGAUUCAGAGCAACAAUUCCAAUGACUCCAAAUUUACGUUCAAUGAAACGGAUCCGGCGAAAUAUUACAAUGAAAAUAGUUCCGGUUUCGAGUCGAAUGCAUCGGAGAUCAUUCAUUGCGACAAUAAUUUCAAUGACACCGAAUCGUAUCUGAAGGAAAAUUCAGAAAUUGUCGUACUGAGACGAAAGGGUAGUACGACCGAUUUAAAUGGGAUGGUCGAUGCGAAUUUAUCAAACGAACCUCUGCAGCGUUUGAGUUCAUUCAAAAGCGACGGUUCGAAAGAUGAAUUGAAAUUGUCGAAUUCAAAUUUACGGCGCGAUGGUGGAGGAUCGAUCUCAAAUAUAGCGAUUUGUGAUACAGAAAAUGAAUUGAAAGUUAGUGCGGAUGAACGGCUUCGAGCAAAACCGACUGUGACGCCGAGGCCAGCAUCGUUGUCUGGUUGUGUUUCACGCAUCACGCGACGGUCUUCCGUAAAUACUACUAAGCCUCCGCCGCCGGUACGGAGAAGCUCCAGUGUUACUCCUAGUCCUCACGGUGGAUUGAAUAAUUCUCCAAAUAUCUCGCAACAAAAUUCAAUGAACGCGUCAUCCGAGAGUCUUCCCCCACCUCCACCAUAUCUACUGGACUCAUCCGGUCGAACUUCACCGGGAAAAGUGUGCGAAACAGUGAAAGCAUUGACUGAACUACGACAUAUGCCAGCGAGUCCUGGUGUUAUUCGACGUGCACAGGCUUUGGCUCAAUCACAGAUGUCUGUUCAGUCGCCAACACCACCCCAACAAUAUUCCCAAAACUCAUAUUCAACACAAAAAAGUGAUCACACAAUACCAAACUCAAAUUUCCAUUACACAUCACCAUCACAGACUUCCAGUACACAUACAUCAAAACCUAGUGAAAUAUAUCAAAAUUCAUCACAUAGAUCGGCAAAUGCAUCACAAUCUGGAAUAUACGCCCAACCAAAAGUAUCCAAAGUUUCCAGCUUUAGAAAUCCUAGUCCAGUUGGGUCAGCCAAACAACAUCAACAAAAUUCAAAUUUAAUGGCGCAGCUAAAUGCGCGAAUAACACCAAAUAAUAAGUCCGUCGAACAUCAAUCGCCUACCACAGAAAAGAAAAUUUAUGCUCAAAACCAAAGUAACCAAGGCUAUCACACAUACGACACGAGGAAUAAUGUACAACCAGUCAAACCACAACGAGCCAAUCACCACAAUCAGCAAAUACAACAACAACAGCAACACCAACAUCAACUGCAACAACAGCAGCAACUGCAACAACAGCAGCAACUGCAACAACAGCAGCAACUACAACAACAGCAGCAACAGCAGCAACUGCAACAACAGCAUUACAACACAGCAUCAGAGCCAAUUUAUCAACAGAGCCAAUCAAUUUACACUAGAGCGUCAGAUCGAAAUUAUCACUACCAACAACAGCAGCUGAUUCAGCAGCAACAGCAACAGCAUCAUUAUAAUCAAUCAAUUGAUGAUUACUCAACGAGCUACGAAAAAUCGAAUAAUCAAAGUCGAUCAAAGGUCAAAGUAGGAUUUCUCGAAAAUCUCAAUGCAAAAUUGGCUGAACAAAGACUUUCUGGGAAAGCUUUUGCUGUGCGAAAUCUCAUCAACAGCAAAGCGUUGCCGCGAUCUGAUAAUAAAAGUCAUAUUCCAGUACCAUCUGAGCCGGAUCCACGAAUCUGCCAUGAAUCGCUAAUGGAUCAAAUAAAACGUGGAGCAACGUUAAAGCGAAACAAAUCGAUAAACGACAGAAGUGCACCGAAAAUACAUUAAGCCAGCGCAAACAUUGAACGAACGAAAUAAUAAUGAAAAAAGAGUUUUUAAAUUGGACAUUAAUAUGACUUCAGGAUUUAUAUACAUUUUUAAUGAACACAUUUUCUUUUAGAUUGCAUUAUUUUCCGGUAAAUGUUUCGAAAAGAAAUAAUAUUUUUUUAUAGAAAAGUUUUAACACCGCAUUUGGUCAAUUCCGUAAAAGUGCGGCUAGAGGUUUUUAUUGUAUUCUUCGUUAGUCUAUAAAUAACUCAAUUGGAUUACGAAAGAAGAAGAAGAAUAAAAGAAUUGAAUAUUUCAUAAUUUUGUAAAUUUUAAACUUGAGAAUUUAAAACCAAAAUAGAUUUUUAGCAAUAAAAUGUAAAGUUCAAUUAGCUGGGGAAAAAAUAUCGUCCGAACUAUCAAUUUUUUCUGGUCAUUUAAGUGUAUAGCCUUUGACACGAACACAAUAUGAAUGUAAGCAACACUAAUGGGUAAACAUAAAUCAAAAACCAACGACUUUGGCCAGUAAACUCUUUUUUCGCAUAAGAACGACUUAGAACAACCUCUUACACACAUCGACUGAUUCUCAUCCACCUAUAGUAUUCACCAAACCAAUGUUCCGUCAUAUCAUUUGAGAACUAUUUUUAUUGUGACCACUGAUGCUUUAAAGUCUUAACUAAAGUUAAAGUGCUUCACAAAUGUUACUAGAGAAGCAGACGUUUUCACCGCAUACGAAUGUUUUAGAAGGAUUUACAGCCAAAAUACGAGACUAGCCUUCAACGUCUAAUGACAAUGAUAAAAUUGAUAAAAAAGUUAACAUACAAUUGAUUGCUUUACCGUCCAAAAAUGUUACUAAAACCUUUUGUAGAACGGCAAUUUCAUCAGUUUUUGGUGUCGAAGACAACAAUAGGCAGCGAGCUGUGACUAGCGUUCUUUUAUUUAGAAAAAUGCCUUUUGAAACUUACUGAGGGAAGGACUUUGUAUGAAUAUGUAAACGAUGUAAAGGACUCGAUAAAUCAACUAUUGAUGUGGUUACCGUCUGAGAAAGGUUAAUAUGGUCUCGACAGGUUAUAGAUGUCUUUAAGUGAAAGGUCUUUAGAAACACAGAUGGCUUUACGAAACAUUUUGAAAUGUAAAAGAACACUAGCCUGAGUUCGUGGCUCAGUAUUAUCGACAUUAUAGACAAGUAGAGUUGUUUCUGAAAGGUUCGAGGUUCGAGUUCAUAAGGUACUUUUAAUUGCAGACAUCAAAUUGAAAGACUGAUGUAGUUCAACAGUUUGGUUGAUUCGUUUUGAUAUUCAUGAAUCGUAUAACGAUGUUCUGUUUGUGUCAUUUGUGUAUCUUUUUUCGGUCGUCAUAAAAUAGACAAUUUUCCCGUUCUAUAACCAAAGCAAGAUCUACAAUAAUUAAAUUAGUAACGAAAUUACCUAAACAAAAAAUUAGAAAGAAAGAAAAUAGACUCUAGCCAAAACAUAUGCAAUAACAACAACAACAAAAAAUAUAGAAAUUUUAAAUUUUAUAUUUUAGCGCCAAUCCAGUAUCUAUAUUUUUAUAUUUUCGGUAAGCGAAUAAAAAAACAAACAAACAAACAAUGGAAAUACUAAAUUUUAUACAGUUUCUUAGGAUUAAAACAAUUUGAUGGACAUUGUCAGAUAAUCUAAAAUAUGAAAUAAAAUUCAACGCUUUUUUGUAAUCAAAUAAAAUAGAAAGAAAUAAAUAGAAUUUGUACAACAACCACAGAAUUAUAUAUAUAUAUACUACGACUGGUUCUUGUUAAACAAAAUAUACCCGUGAACGAAACACUAUUUAUCUAACCAAACUUACAACCUAACAAUGAGGCAAAAACAAAAAUUUAUUCAUUUAAAUGAAAAUCUAAUUCGUAAGGGACGUAUU